Bactrocera tryoni is the source of this 3770-nucleotide messenger RNA. RefSeq lists its product as uncharacterized. Lineage: Eukaryota; Metazoa; Arthropoda; Insecta; Diptera; Tephritidae. The coding region runs from base 231 to 1577 and encodes 448 amino acids. The record is from RefSeq and is a predicted model, not a curated record. The transcript is spliced from 6 exons. Gene Ontology annotation, molecular function: protein binding.
ACAAUCUAACAACUGAAACUCGUUUCUGUCCAAAAAUGCAAUAAAUGUUAAAAGCUCACACAAAACAAAAUAUUAACGGUUAUACAUACAUACAUACUCGUGCAUAAAAACUUUUCAAAGACUUGACACGCUCAGCGAAAACUUAUCAAAGCUGUGUAAUACGAAACGGAAAGGAUCUGGAUAAUUUUUCACAAGGCAUACCAAAAAAACGUAGCUUACUGAGAAACAAAAUGUCGAAUUUGCUCUACAUGGAUGAAACGAAUUGCAAUGGCAUCUAUGCGUCCAAAGUCAAUAGUACGGCAUCAACACUAACAACAACAACAUCAAACAACAAUAACAUCACUAACUGCAACGAAAGCAGCAACAAUAUUCUGCAUGCAAGCAACAUUAUUAUGAGCACGACCAACAACAGCAACAACAAUAGCAACGUUAACGGCAAUAGCACCAGUAACAUCAUAAAUAACGCAAACACAAAUAAUAUCAACAACAUCAACAUCAUGAAUAUAGCAGCCUCGACUGUGGCAAUGACAGCGGCGGUUGCCAACGCCAACGUCAACGCUGCCGGCACCGCCACCGGCCUCACGUCGACCACACUACCCACAUCCGUCUCGAAUGAGGAUCUAAGUCAGAGUUUAUCCGAGUACACGGAUGCGGAUGAAAGCAUAUCAGCACCGACCGAGUUUCUUGCUGAGUUUCUCUCUGCGGUGAUGCUUAAAGAUUACAAAAAAGCCUUGAAAUACUGCAAACUGAUUUUACAAUACGAACCAAACAACGCAACAGCCAAAGAAUUCUACCCUCUUAUAAUCGAAAAGUUACGAGACGCAGCGGCCAGCGACAGUGAUGAGAAUUACAAUAAAUCGUCUUCACCCGAACCAGUUUUAGAACUGCAAUCCUCGGAUCCAUCGGCAGGCGAAAGUGAUGAUGCGGCUUUUGAAGACCAAGCGAUCGGUAUUAUUGAUGAUGGGAUUGAUGAGUAUGGACUGGCAGAGGACAACUGUCAUUCUUUGGAUGACUCAAAUAGCCACGAACUAAAUGUAAGUAGUCGGAGCGGCAGUAGUGACUCGGCGGGUGGUAGUAUAAGUGAAUCGAUGGAUGAAGAGGUCGAAGGAGAGGAAAUCGAUGACGAGGAUAUUGAUGGCAUUGAUGACGAUGAUGUCGGAGAUGAAGAUGAAGACGACGACGACGAUGAUGACGAAGUGGAAGAUGUCAACAGCAGCAGCGGUGAUGACUUGCCAAUCGAUGAUCCCAAUUCGAUUGAGGCUGCAGCAGGUACCGGCAAUAAUUCACUUUCGUCGCGAAAUUCAUCUAGUGGCGGUGGCGGCAGCGGACGCAGUCGAAGCGACAACACAACGCACUCAUACUCCAGUUUACUGCUAGAAGAAGAGGACGAUAUAGCGCCGGUUAACCUGAAAUUCACCAAAGAGCUGUCAUCGCCCGAUUUGGAUGUCAGCAAUGGCAACAAAUUACCGUCAACUUCAUGUAGCGACUCGGAAUCACCAACGGAACCGCUAACGCAACGACUCGCUGCCAUUUUGCGCUCAAAGUGUGGUGUUUCCAGCGCUGGUGACAACUAUUGAAGGCAAUGCAAUUGACACACAAACAAAACGCAUACGCAAACCGCAUAGUUAUCAGGAAAAUACAAAACUUUAGUAUGAAAUGUAUACAAAUGAAUCUAGUUUAGUUGAAUAUAUAAUAUAUACUAAUAUAUGUACUGUGUAUAUUUUCAUGUAUUCACUUGUAGCUAUUUAAGCGUUAUAUACUCGUAGUUUAGUAUAUGUAUAUAUCCAUGUAUUUAUGUACUGGCAUAUAACCAAUUUCGUAUACAACACGUAUAUUCAGAUAUAUAUCCUUGAAGUAUAUAAUGUACACAUAUUAUACAUUAGCAACUAAAGAGUUGAUUUUCUCAAUUAUAAGCUUAUAUUUAUCAGUCACCACCACUGACAUUUCCCAUUAAAACUUGCCAAUCACUCUCAAAUUUACUCAGAGAUUCAGCUUUGCUAAGCUUUUGACGAAGAAUGCUCAAUAAAGCGUAAAAUAUCGGAAGGAUAACUUAUAAAAUGAUCUACUCACCCUUAAAAUACGAAUAAUUUUCUUAUAUACAUACAUAUAUAAAUAAUAUUUGAUCAACUUUUAUAAAUAUAUUUACUUACAUUCUACUAUUAUUAGAAACUGCUAUGAGAUUUUGGAACUAUCUUCGCUGAAAGGACUGAUAUCUAAGAAUACCAGUUUACAGUUGGUUCACCUUAAAGCCAGGACUUUUGUAUCAAAAUCAUUAAGAUCGUAAAUGUUAACGAAAUAAGUUUCAAAAUCUCUCAGCCAAUACUCUUUAUCAAUGACCUAUAAACUUAUAUACUCUUUUGCGUAAUAGUUUAGUAAUUAGUAAUACCUAGUGCAGAGAACUGACUCUUAUUUAUGAUAUUCUAGAUCACAAACCAAGUGGACUUGUAGUGGAUUUUAUAUGCAUGCUUUAGAAUUAGGUUUUAUAGGUACUAGCGAAUUUGAUAAAUUAAUACAAUUAAUAUUUAUUUAGUCUAUAUAUCUAUAUUAUUAAAGUAAAAAUAUACAAAGACAGGUGAGUUGCUGUCGCAUAAUCACCUUCUCAAAGACGUUUUGAAAAUCGUUCAACGAAACUGCGAAAGAGGAAUUCGGAAGUAGGAAUUAAAGGAACUAUUUUAGACGUGGUAUCUUGUUACCAAAACGGUUAUAAAGAGAAAACCACACAUUCAGCUCUACAUCGAUCAAGGAAGGUUUAAUAAGUCCAACUAAAUUUAAAAACAUUCAGAAACAUCUUUUCAUUAAGCAAAUAAGAUUCACAUGGGCUAAAUUAAUAAAGCAUUACUCGUAAAGCAUUUAAUCAAUGAUUUUAUAAAACCGAAACUAUAUAUUUUUUCUGAUUCUGAUUGGUGUUUGGAUGACACCUAUAAACCAUUGUGCUUCGAUCUGAACAAUAUGUUCGGAAAUUGUACUAAUACCUGGGGUAAUAUUCACGCCACAUUUCGUGACGACAAAUAAAAAACUUUUUCCAAGAAGGACUUAAGCUUGAUCGGUCAGUUUGUAUGGCAGUUAUAUGCUAUAGAGGUCCAAUCCGAGCAGUUUAUUCAGAGUUUGAAUCGGUCCCUCUCUGUCAAAUUUCUUGAAAAUAUCUUGUCAAAUAAAAAGUUUUCUGUACAAGAACAUGAAUAUCGGCGGUUCGGAGAAAUGAGCAAUAUCUCAACCUUAGGACCUGGUAUAUAUACAGACAGACGGAAGAGAAGACAAACAGACAGUUGGAUAUAGCUAAAUCGACCCAGCUUGUCCUGCUGAUUAUUUAGAAACGUACUUUCGGGGUGUCCGACGUUUUCUUUUAGGUGUUACAAUCAUUGUUGCGUGGCAAACUUGUUAUACCCUGUUCAGGGUACAACUGGUUAAGUGGAAGUAACAUCACAGUGGGAAUAUCAAAGUAAACAGGUUAAAGAAGUUUUAGAAAUUAAUAAAUUUUUAAAAGAAAUGCAACUACCAUUUCGUUCAAUAAACUGGAAAUCAAAUUUUACUAACAGAGUCUCAAAAUAUCAGGUUCAGAAGAAAUACUGAAUGUAAUAAUAUUUAUUAGGCAUUAUAGAAGCAAUAACAUUUUAUUUCGGAGACUGAGACUAAAAAGUACGUUCAGCGAAAUCAAACAAAAUUAAAUUUGGUAUCUAAUUUAAUUUCUGAAACCAUUAAAAAAUACGUAGAAUAUGGGUUGGGUUAGACCAUAGGCAAGUAUGUAUUUGUUUGGUUAGAAGGUACUAGAU